AUGAUCACUAAUGAGAUUGUGUUAGCAAAUCUUGUGCACAAGUUUGACUGGACAUUGCCUGGUGGAGCCAGAGCUGAGGAUAUAAGCAUGACAGAAUGUACUGGCCUUGUCAUCCACAGAAAAGCUCCUCUUGUAGCUAUGGCAGCGCCAAGGCCUUUCUGCAGUGUCACCUCAAGUUUCAUAACAGAAGCCCAAAGGAAGCAUAAGACCAUGAAAUUCUGA
Molecule: messenger RNA, 222 nt
Organism: Prunus armeniaca (apricot)
Lineage: Eukaryota; Viridiplantae; Streptophyta; Magnoliopsida; Rosales; Rosaceae
Source: the annotation of a GenBank genome assembly